AGAAAUAGACAGGCGGAUGCGUAAGAUUUCAUAUAUUCAAAAUAAAUAAAUGAGAACGUUUUUCGUCGCAAUUCUUCGUCUAUUAAAGUGUUCUUGAUUUUCUCAUACUAUUAAGUGUGGUAUAAUUAUAGGUUUGUUAGUGAAGUAAAAAUAAUUUCAGGUUUAAUAAAAUAUAAAAAUUUUAACAUCAAAUUUCAAAUAAGUUUUGUUAUUAUGGAGACUUCAAGUGCAGAUGCUGAGGUAAAAGAUACAUUAAUAGAAUCUGCUGAUUAUAAUGUUCUGUCUAGGCCUCCAGAGUUAGUUGAGUCACAAAAGUCAUCCAGUAGUAAAAAGAAAUUUGGUGAAGUAUUUUGUGCUGAGGGAAACUUAUCAGCAGAAUACUAUCCAAUACAGAGAUCUCAAAUAAUUGCUGCACCCCAUUUUAGAUCUUCGAGAACUAAAAGUAAAAGUGGCCAUGAAAAAACUACUUCUAGUGAUGGCAAAAAGAAACCAGUUAGAAAAUCUACUGAAAAGCUAUCAAAGGAAAAGUUUCUUAGAAAUAAACUUGUCAAAAAAGCAUUAAAUUCUCUAAAAUCAAAUACUGCAGAUGAUGUGGUAUCAAUGAAGGAAUUAAAAGCUGAAAGGUCUAAAAUGUUGAAUGAGAACUUUGAUUCAUAUUUAAAGAAGGCACAAAAAUCUGUAAAAACAUCUGGGUAUUCAUAUUCUCCUAAAUCUGACGGAGGAGCUAAAGACAAUUUGGAAUCAAGUAACAAAGAACAGUAUGAAAACUCACUUUUAAAACCAGCAUUUACUGCUCAAGAGCGUUAUGAUAUUUUGAAUGCCAGAGACAAAUUGAUACGCUUAAAUGAUACUAACAAAGGGGACUCAGAAGUAAAAAAGAUUUCUGGUACAUGUCCUGAUAUGUGCCCUGAAAAAGAAAGAUAUAGUCGUAUUGCAAAGAACUGUUUGUCCAUAUUAGAGACAGAAAAAGCAUUAAAUUCAUCAUCUACUUCAAAGGAAGUUAAUCAUCAGUAUAUGGUGAAAGAAUAUAGUCGAUCAUCUGCUGAUCAACAGGAACCAUUGCCCAAUGAAUUGAGACCAGUUUCAGUUCUCAAAUUUACCAUGGACUAUUUAAUAUGUAAUAUUAUAGAUAAACCAGCAGCACACCUUUCUAAAGCUGAUUGGUUUGAUUUUAUCUGGAAUCGAACUCGUUCAAUCAGGAAGGACAUCACUCAGCAGCAGCUGUGCGACCCUGAUAGUGUUGAAAUUAUUGAGAAGUGUGUUAGGUUUCACAUCUAUUGUGCUGAAGCAUUGUCAGAAGAAGAUACAGCUACAUUUGAUCCUAAAAUUAAUAAUGAAAACCUCACAAAAUCUCUCCAAACUCUGAAGCAUAUGUACUAUGACCUGCAAACCAGAGGAAUAAAGUGCCCCAAUGAAGCUGAAUUCCGUGCUUAUGAUAUUUUAUUGAGUCUUACUGAAGGAGAAACUUUGAGACUUGUGAAAGACAUUCAUAAAGACAUUGUGAAGUCACCUGACUUAAAAUUUGCAUUUAACGCUGCAUUAGCAUUUGAGAGUAAUAACUAUGUCAAGUUUUUUAAGCUCUUUGAGAAAGCAUCAUUUUUAAAUAGCUGCAUCUUGCAUCGAUAUAUCAAUGAAGCUCGAAUCCGUGCUAUACAAAGUAUCAUACGAGCAUAUUCAACUGCAAACUAUUCUAUUUUGUACCCAUUAGCCAAUUUAGUGAGAGACUUAAAAUUUGAGAAUGAUUUGGAAGCUGCCAACUUUUGCCACUGGCAUGGACUUACAACUGAUGAUUUAUUUGUUACAAUUGAAAGACAAACCUUUUCUAGACCUUCUUCUGCUUUUCCAGUUACAAGAUCUCCUACUCUUGUCAAUAAUAAACUUAAAUCAGGUCUUGGAGAGGCCAUAAACAAAGGACCUUUGAAUCAAAACCCAUUGAUAUGGUAUAAGCCCCUUAACAGUUUCAAUCAUGAAGGAUUAUUGCAAGAUGAAGGGUUAUUGCAAGAUGAUUCUUUUUCAUUUGAAUCAAAUCAAAGUAUAGAUGAAGAUUUUGUAGAAGAAAUGGAUCAGGACAUAGAAGAAGUGAAAGAUACCAGUGAAUCAAUCUGGCCUGUUAAAGCUACUGUGAAUGAAAAUACUGUAAAAGAUAAUAGAGAAGCAUUUUUUCCAGUCAAAACUUCUGUGGAUAAAAAUAACUUGAAAGAUGUUAAAAAAACAUUCGUUCCUUCAAAAAUUUCUGUUAAUGAGGAAAAAACUUCUUUGUUGAAUUCUCAUAAGGAAAAAGAUGUUGAACAAAGCCAAACUUUCUCAUUCAAAACUAAUACUCAAGACAGCACUUGGUCAUCAAAGAGUUUUAUGAGCUUACAAAAGCAACCACAUACGACAAAUUCAGGAAUACACAAAUCUACCAUCUCAAAAGCUCCUGUGGUAUCAGUUGCUUCUGUUGAAGAUUUUACAGCACCACAGCCAUUAAGGAGUUCUUCAAGUCAUGUGGUUUCUAGUACUUUUUCAUUUAAAGAUUUUUCUGCACCUAAAAAAUCUGUCGAAUCAACUUCACAAAAGAUGUUUACCCAAAAGAAAUCAGUAACAGAAAAAUCUUUUUUUGCUCCUGCAAACGAAUUGAGACCAUCAUUGCCAAUAUCCCAAUUUUUAUCAAGUUCCUUUAACCGGACAGAUCCAAACAGAGAUAGACGCAGAGCUGUUGGCGAGGUUCCUCAUGAAAAAUCUGUCACACUCACAUUAGACCAAUCAAAGCCAAACAUGAAUAAGACACUGCCAAGAUCUCCAGUCUCACAGCUUAUAACUAGGCCUAUUCAGCCAUUGCAGCAAAUUAGUACUAUAAAGCCAUUGCAGCAAAUUAGUACUAUAAAGCCAUUACAGCAAAUUAGUACUAUAAAGCCAUUGCAGCAAAUUAGUACUGUAAAGUCAUUGCAGCAAACUAAUUCUUUUAAGCAAUUACAGCAAACUAGUUCUGUUCAACCAUUGGUGCAAGGAAGUUCAGCUAAAACAUUGCAGCAAAUCAGUUCUGUUGUACCACCUCUACAAACCCUUAAUUCCAUUAGUAAAAUGCAGAAAACUAAUUCCAAAAGUUUAGAGACGAAAAUUAGUUCUGUUCUUCCAUUUUCAAAGGUCAUUAAGGAUAAAACAGAGGGAAUAAUUAAUGAUAAAGAAGUUGCGGAUGGUGUUUCAAUUGCUUUUAGUUUAGGUAAAAAUGAAACAGAUGAUCAGAAAAUGGCUGAGCUUGAUUUUACUGAAAACUCUGAUAGUUAUGGCAUUUCAUCAGGUGAAGAUGAAGAGGUAUUAUUGAAAUUAAAAGCUGAAACUGAAGCUGCAUUAAUUGCUGAUGUGAGUGAUGAAGUCUAUACUCAGUGCAUUGAAGAAAUUUCUUCUAAAAUUUGUGAAGAAAUUAUUGCUGAAGAGUGGAGUUACAAAAGAAAGCGUGAUGAAGAAUUGGCUAGGAAGCAAAAACAGAUUGUCAUGGGAACUGUUUAUAAAUGGAAACUAUACUGCCAACGGAAAAAGCAGAGAAAAAUUAUUGAAGAUUUUGAACCCUCAUCAUCUUGGGUGCCUAUGCUAAUGAACUCAGAAUAUGUUUCAUCAGGUGCUACCAGUCCUUUUACUGCUUAUAAGACUCACUGUUCUGUUUCUCGCUUGGCAGAUUCAAAAAUUGAACAGCGAAAGCAAAAAGUUGGCUGGGAGCCACUAGAUGACAAGAGUUUUUCAAGUGUAUCAAAGCUUGCUGACUUCCCUCCUGCAUAUCUUAAAAAUACUGGAAUCACUCAAUACUUUAAACUUGGCAUUUUAUUCAUAAAUUAUGGUGAAGAUAAAUUAUCUACUUUGCUUGAAUGGUUGUCGGCAAAAUUAAAGCUUACUCCUAUACCAAACUCAUCUGGGAGAAAUAAUCUCUUAAGUUUCUAUGUUCUGAAUGUGGGAACAACACUUGUAAGUAUUGAGUGUGCAGUGUUUGAUUCUUCGUCAACAUCUGGACUUGAAGACUUUCUUCUUGGUGUGUCUGGAAUUAUUCUGUUUUGUCCUGCUAAGUUUCCUCAUCAAGUGCAUUUUAAUGCAGCGUUGCGCUGGCUGCACACUGUGUUUGAUGAUAAAAACCUGCCACAUCCUUUUCCAUUAUUCACAUAUAUUUUGGAUUCUUCUGAAAAAUGCCAUAUUGUUAAUCAGCUAGUAUCCUUCUUAGACGGUCGAUUGCACCUCGGUCAAAAUUUCUCAACUGUGAAAAUAGGAGAAAUGCCUGUGGGACAAAAUUAUACUCAAUACACCAUUCAACUAGAAAAUGCCAUUAAAUGGGUAAUUGAAAAUGUGGAACAGCCUCCUAAAAUAAAUAGUUGCAGUUUUAGAGAUUAUUUGGAAGAUUCUUUUGCCUCAGCCUUUGAUACUUUAUUUUGGAAGUUGACCCUUGCUGAUUUCAAGCUUUUAAUGCAAGUUCCCCAAGAGAUGAUAACAUUUUAUAAUGAUGUAAUGAAAACUAGAGGAACAUUAUUGACAUCUAAUUUUUUGGCUCAAGUCUUAGAAUUUUGGCCUCCCAAAGAACUAUUUAUGCUUCAACCUGAUUUUAAGUUCAUUGACAUUGACUUCCAAAAAAAGUGUGAAGCAUUCAUAAAUGAUUUGUGUUUACCUUUGUAUACUGGGGAUCCUAUGAAUACUGCAGAUAUUUGGAUGUAUUUAAAUGAUAUAACAGAUCCUUUGGACAAAAAUAAGGAAUUAUUGCUUUUAAGCAUAAGAAACUUACUUGAAAAAGACAGCAGCAACAGUUGGCCACAUAUUAUUAGCAAGUGUGCAUAUUAUUUAAUAUGCAAUAAGUUUUCUACUUUUGAUGAAUUCUUAGAUAAAGAAGUGUAUUUUAUGCAAAAUGACCUCGAAGCUGUAAAUUUUGACAGGUAUUGGCAACUUUUAUCCAUCUCUCUGGAGAAGAAAAGACAAAUUAUUAUGAAGCGAAAACGUUUUCAAAAGUCUUACAGAAGAGUUUCAAAAUUUUUAAAAAGUAGUUCAACUUCUUUUGAUUUCCAAACCCCUGAAUCCAUGAAAAGAUCCAAGACUGAUAUUUUUUCUAAUUCUACUGCUAUUGCUGAUUCUGCUACAUGUAAAGUGAGUAACAUGUUGCAGUCGUUACAAAAAGCUAUGAAAGAGCAAAGUUUAGAGUCAGAAAAGUUUUCACAAAUGCUCAAUGAAUCUACAGGUUGUGAUACUCCAAGCAGAGGCAAUCAAAGCGAUCAUACGAUAAUUGAAAACAACAGCAGCACACCUUUAUUCUCUAGUCAUUCAAGUUCUUAUCCUGCUACUAGUGUGUCCAGUAUUCCAUGUGAGGAAUUUAAUGUCACUUUUCACUCUGAGACAAAUUCAAAGGAAAAUACAAUUUAUAAUGUGUCUUGUGAUUGGCGAACUUUAGUGGGCCAACCUGCAUCUUCAUUUGAGUAUACUUCACCUUCCAGUAUAUCUGAAAAAUUAGCUGAUUUAAAAUACAAUAUUCAAAGAAAUAAAUUGUUAGAAGACAAUCUCUCUCAAUUGCUAAAUAGUUAGUUAAUUAUUUUGUUGUUCUAUUAUUUGUACUUGGCAUGCAUUUUUUUAUAUACUGUUUACUGAUAACCUGUAAUCUUUUUUUCUAGUUUUUUAAAUUUCUGUUGUCAAGAUUUUUUUUAAUGCCGAAUUUUUUGAAUUUCAUGUACUAUUACUUGUAACACAAUUUUAAAAGGCUCUCUUAUCUGAAAAGAUUUUAGUUUUUUCUUAUUUGAAAAGAGAAAGUUAUACAGAGUCUUCUUCUUUAUUCAUUUUUUUUUGUCUUCUUCAACUUAGCUUAUUGAGUGUAAAAGGUAACAAAAAAUAUUUAGUUAUUGUCCAUAUUGUUUAACAUUUGUCCCUGUAUAAAAAUUAUCUUUGUUUAAUGUAACACUACAAUAAACAUCAGCAAUUCAUCUUUCUUUUGGCUCUGUUUGCUAUUAAAAUGUUGUAACCUUCAAGUGUUUGUUAAAACAAAUUAUUGCCUUUUUCUUUUUACUCAAAUAGUUUUUCAUACUCAUGAAGGUUUUUAUCUUUGGCUCUUUGGUUGAAGUUUGCAUUUUUGGGCUAAAAGUUAUGAACUAUAUAUUUUUUAUUUAAAUUUCCAAUUAACUACUAGUUUUAAAUGUUUAAAAUUUUCCCAUUAGCUUUAUUUUUAAAUAUGUAUAAUUUUAUGUGACUACAACAAGCUUCUAAGGGAUAAUUUAUAUUUUUGAUAAAAAUAAAUCUAAUGCUUGAUAUCAAAAAGAGUAAAAAAAAGGAAAAAAUUAGAUAAUAAACAGAAUUAUCAUAAGAUAUGACUGUUUUAUCUGUGAUAUUAUUUUUUCUAUGUAUAUAAUGUCAUUUUAUAUUUCAUCUAUUUGUAACUUGUGUAUGAUUAGUUUAAUUUUUUACAUUGUUUGUUUAUCACUAUUUCAUCAUACUGUGUUUGUGUAUAUUUUAUCAUCAUCCUUGUUGUAUUUAUACCAAUAUGUGCCUUUUUUCAUAUUUUCUAAUUCUUUUUUUAACUUAAUCCUCUGUCUUUGGAUCUGAGCGAUGUACAUUGGAAAAAAUCAUCUUAUCUUUUGUUUCUAAGUAU
Parasteatoda tepidariorum (common house spider) is the source of this 6583-nucleotide messenger RNA. It is a transcript of the gene xmas, whose product is annotated as RRM_XMAS2 and SAC3_GANP domain-containing protein xmas. The record is from RefSeq and is a predicted model, not a curated record. Lineage: Eukaryota; Metazoa; Arthropoda; Arachnida; Araneae; Theridiidae. Gene Ontology annotation, cellular component: cytoplasm; transcription export complex 2; nucleus. Gene Ontology annotation, biological process: mRNA export from nucleus.